CUCAGGGCAGGCGUGUGUGUUGAGAAGAAAGUCAGAAGAGAGAGGCUGCAUGUGGGGAGGUUUGUGAGAACAGACGCCAAAGACCCACUUUCCGAGAGAAAGAAAGAACAUCUGCAAAAAGAUGCUGUUGUUGCAACUGGUCUUGCUCACGGUUCUCGUCCCAGGUGGUGACAGUGACGAUGACUUCCAGGAGCCGAUCACUUUUCGAAUCAUCCUGACCGCAUCUUUUUACAACCGUGCCCGGGCACAAAAUCAGGGUUCAGCUUGGCUGGGACAGCUGCAGACUCAUGGCUGGGACAGCAAGACCGGAGCUAUCAUUUUCCUGUGGCCUUGGUCCAGGGGCAACUUCAGCAACGAGAAGUUCAUGGAACUGGAAAAGUUAUUCCAUUCAUACUCCAUUAGAUUUCUUCAGGUAUUUCAGGACCAUGUCAGUCAAUGGCAGCUUGAAUAUCCGUUUCAGGUCCAGCUGGAAGAAGGCUGUGAGCUGCACCUUGGAGAAGUAUCAGUAGGAUUUGUGCAUAUUGGAUAUCAAGGAUCAGAUCUCAUGAGCUUCCAGAACAUGUCAUGGUGGCCAUCUCCAAAGGGAGGCAGAAGGACCAAAGAAGUCUGCACACUAUUCAAUCAGUUCUAUGUGGUCAAUGAAAUUAUACACACACUUUUCAGUGAUAUCUGUCCUCAGUUCCUCUUGGGUCUUCUUGAUGCAGGAAAGGCAUAUCUCAAGCGACAAGUGAGGCCCGAGGCCUGGCUGUCCACUGGCCCUAGUCCAGGGCCUGGCCGUCUGCUCCUCGUGUGCCACGUCUCUGGAUUCUACCCAAAGCCAGUGUGGGUGAUGUGGAUGCGGGGUGAGGAGGAGCACCAGGGAACCCGGCGAGGUGACAUCUUGCCCCAUGCUGAUGGGACAUGGUAUCUUCAGACGUCCUUGGAUGUGGAAGCCAGGGAAGCAGCUGGCCUCUCUUGCCGAGUGAGACACAGCAGUCUAGAAGGCCAGGAUAUUGUCCUCUACUGGGAGCAGCACCGCCCCAUGGGCUUGGUCUUCCUGGUGGUGAUCGUGCCCCUGGUGCUUCUGGCAGGUCUUGCGUUCUGGCUCUGGAAGCGCUGGAAAUCACACUGGAGACCUCAGUGCACUGGCCUUCCUUUGGAGUAAGAUCCCAGCAGCCCCGGUUCCAGCACUUACCUAAACCCAGCUCAGUGGUGAUGGAUUUGCAAGUCUCUGUGUGCAACUUUUGUCUUUCCUUUCUGCUCGAUGAUCAGUUGUCAAUAUCGGCCAAGAAUAAUUUAGCGGGCUUUGUUGUUCUCACCUGAUUCUUGGAGUUAAAUUCUACAUUUUCUCCAAGUAAAAUGAAGCCUGAGAACCUCCCUGGGUCACAGGCAUCAGAUGCCACUUCCUCCUGGGAGCCCUCCCUGAUUUUCAAGGGGAAGCAGUCUCUGCCUGCUGAGAAUUUCCAACGUCCAUAGUUUCUCUUUGGCAAACGUAUGACUCACUUCCCAUCCCUUAUUGUCCCCAUUUGGGUCCCUUUUCCAUCCUAAUUCUUAGGCCUCUUGAGAGUAAAGUCCAUGUCUUUCUAAUAUUUGUAUCCUUGGCAAGGAGUCUCGCCUGCAUGGAAUAUGUCCUCAAUAAAAGUCUGUGUUGAAUUGA
This is a messenger RNA of Prionailurus viverrinus (fishing cat), 1636 nucleotides long. RefSeq names its product T-cell surface glycoprotein CD1a-like. Gene Ontology annotation, biological process: positive regulation of T cell mediated cytotoxicity; antigen processing and presentation, exogenous lipid antigen via MHC class Ib; antigen processing and presentation, endogenous lipid antigen via MHC class Ib. Gene Ontology annotation, molecular function: exogenous lipid antigen binding; endogenous lipid antigen binding; lipopeptide binding. The record is from RefSeq and is a predicted model, not a curated record. The transcript is spliced from 6 exons. The coding region runs from base 122 to 1144 and encodes 340 amino acids. Gene Ontology annotation, cellular component: external side of plasma membrane. NCBI's taxonomy places the organism in Eukaryota, Metazoa, Chordata, Mammalia, Carnivora, Felidae.